UUUGAGGACACAGCUUCUCUGUGGGCUGAGGCUGGCAGCUGGAAGGGAGGGCUGUCCCAUGGCAGCUGGGAGCUUCAUAUCCCACAAAGCUGCUGCUUUAGGGAGUGGACCUGGCUGAGUAUAAACCCUUGUGUUUUAUUUCUUGAUGGCACCCAGUGCAUGAGCUGAGUCAUGCUUUGUGCAUAAGGUGUGGUUUGUUGAGGACUUGUUUCUUUUGGGUUGUUGCCCUGGGAAGACAUUACUUUUGGGUGUUUCAUGGAGCCUUUGAGCACUAACAUCACUGCUCUCUGUGUCACCAUUUGAGAGCAAACAAGCUGGACACAGCCAUGGGGGACUCUCCAGCAAAUGUCCUGGAUGGAGGCAUGGACACACAGACUGAGCUGGUGGAAAGGGUGGCAGCCAUAGAUGUGUCUGUUGUCCCAGACAGAAGUGACCAAAAUGGUGAAGACAACCCUGAAGAAAACGACACAGUCUUUUCUGAUAACAUAAAGGACAUCCAGAGAAACGGAGUCAGCAGUGACGUGGGAAUCAAUGAAUUUCUGCCUUCCCAACAGUCAGAAGAUGCUCACUUGAGGCACGUUCCCAAGAGACCUCCAACCAGACCUGGUCUGUCCAGUAGGAAGCUGUCCCUUCAGGAAAGAUCCUCAGGAGGUUAUUUGGCUUCCAGCAGCACUGCAGGCUGUGGUCCCUAUGCCACAGGGCCAUCCCCACGGAUAAUGAGGAGACCAACGAUCGAGUCACACCGCGUCUCCAUAUCAGACGCUGAGGACUGUGUGCAAUUAAACCAGUACAAGCUGCAGAGUGAAAUAGGCAAGGGCUCCUACGGCGUGGUGAAGCUGGCCUACAACGAGAAUGAUGACAAAUACUAUGCUAUGAAAGUCCUCUCCAAAAAGAAGCUCUUGAAGCAGUAUGGAUUUCCACGUCGGCCUCCUCCCAGAGGGUCCAAAGCAUCCUCGGGAGAGCAGCCCAAGCCCAUGGCACCCCUGGACAGAGUCUAUCAGGAAAUAGCCAUCCUCAAGAAGUUGGACCACGUCAAUAUUGUUAAGCUGAUAGAGGUCCUUGAUGAUCCUGCAGAGGACAACUUGUAUAUGGUGUUUGACCUCAUGAGGAAAGGGCCCGUGAUGGAGGUGCCCAGUGAGCAGCCCUUCAGCGAGGAGCAGGCUCGGCUCUACUUCCGAGACAUCGUCCUGGGCAUCGAGUACUUGCACUACCAGAAGAUCAUCCACAGGGACAUCAAGCCUUCCAACUUGCUCUUAGGAGAUGAUGGCCACGUGAAGAUUGCUGAUUUUGGUGUCAGCAAUCAGUUUGAAGGGAAUGAUGCCCAGCUCUCCAGCACAGCAGGGACUCCAGCCUUCAUGGCCCCUGAGGCCAUCUCACAGACUGGCAAAAGCUUCAGUGGAAAGGCCCUGGAUGUGUGGGCCAUGGGAAUCACCCUGUACUGCUUUGUUUAUGGCAAGUGCCCUUUUAUAGAUGAAUAUAUUCUGGGUCUUCAUAAUAGGAUCAAGACCAAGCCUGUGGAGUUCCCAGAAGAGGCACAGAUAAGUGACGAGCUCAAGGAGCUGAUCCUGCGCAUGCUGGAUAAAAAUCCAGAAACCAGGAUAACAGUCCCUGAAAUUAAGGUGCACCCCUGGCUGAGCCGGGGCGGCGCCGAGCCGCUGCCGCUGGAGGAGGAGCACUGCUCCGUGGUGGAGGUCACCGAGGAGGAGGUCAAGAACUCCGUGAAGACCAUCCCCAGCCUGCCAGCUGUGAUCCUGGUGAAGGCCAUGCUGAGGAAACGCUCCUUUGGGAACCCCUUUGAGGUCCAGACAAGGAGGGAGGAGAGAUCCAUGUCUGCUCCAGGGAACCUGCUGAUAACGCAGGGCAGCAGAGAAGCCGCCCGGGACCCGGAGCUGCCCGACGUGAGCGAGGACGAGCCCGCGGCCUGAGGGUGCGGCUGCUGCCGGGGCCGCCAUCACCCUCAGCGCCCUCACCGCCCUCACGGCCCAGCCCGGGGCCUGCCCAGCAGAGCGAAGAGAGCCUGGCAGGAGCAGCCCGAGCCCAGCAGGAGCCGAGGGAGCCGGGAAUGCCCGGCGGGAGGAGCCGGGCAGUGGCGGCAGCCCCGGCCGAGGUGCCCGCGGCUCCUCCGUGCGUGCCUUGUGCUUCACCCGAGCAGCCGGGCUGGGCUCCCCUCAAGGGGCCUUUCCCCCACAGAGACUUUGUCCUUGUGUUGUUGCAUUAUCUACAUCAAGCAUCAGGGGAAAAAAUCCUAGUAUUGUACGGGAGGGCAACUGUUUUAUUUUAUUUUGUGUACAUCAGGAGUGCUGCUGCUGGUGUGGAGAUGAAGACAAAAUGUCUUUGGGUAUCAGUGAAAUGAGGACGAGAUGCUGCUGUUGGAGUGAACAUCAUCCCUCCCUGUGUCUUUCUUUCUCUUUCUUCCCUUUUCCUUUUUCCCUUAUCCAUUGAUUGCUUCUAAACUUGGGGUUAGAAGCUUCAUCUCAAUAAUUCGACAACUGGUAAGAGAUUACCCUUAAAAAGGUAAAUACAAAAAGGGAAGAAAGAGAAAGACAGACACAGGGAGGGAUGAUCCCUGAGUUUUGCACAGUGUCAGUCCUGCCCCAGCCGUGGCUUUAGUCAGGCAGAGCAAAGCAGAGGAGUCCCAGGAGAUUCCCUGGGUGUGGGUGAGCCCUGGGUGGCACAGAGCCCUGAGCAUGGGGAUAUGCUGGCACACAGAACAGCUUUGUGCUCCAGGGACUGCUGCCAGGGCUGCUCUGCCAAAGAGCUGGCAAUGCUCCCACUCCUGCACCCACUCCUGCACCCAUGGACCAUGGUCUGCAGCUGAAAAGAGAGGCAGGUUUGGGUUUUAUUUUAUUUCAUUUCCAUCUCUUCACUUAAUCUCUUGUGUACCUGAUGCUUUUAAAUUUCCUGAAAAUGAUCCAAACUGGCAGAAGUUCCUAGGAUGGAAUGUUGGUGGAGGGUUUUUAGGAAGAUACAGAGCACAAGUUCACAACUUGAUUUUUAAAUUUUUUUAAAGGCUUUAAUUUUUAAUUUUAAGACUCUGAUUUUUAUGCAUGUACUGAUGCUGCUAUUUUAUCCAUAGAUUGCUUCUAAACUUGGGGUUAGAAGCUUCAUCUCAAUAGUUUGACAACUGGUAAGAGAUUACACUUAAAAAGAUAAACACAAAAAGGCAAAUACAGUCAUUUUUGUGGCUGUUGAUGUACAAUCUGUGUGGAUAAUCAGGAAUUUCACUCUUCCAUUCAGAGAGUAAAGACCAGUGACAUCCAUCUGUCAAAAUACAUGUCAUUAUUUUCCCUUGAGCCUUAUGGGGCCUGAACGUGCCCCUGGGAAGCCAGUGGGAUUGCAAUCUUAUUUUAUAGUACUUAAAGAAAGGGCAUGAUUAAAUUUGGUUCCUACAUAAUCACCUUAGUGUCUGUUUUUAGGUUAAUCCUGAGGACUUGGGACAUUGUUCCCUCAUUUUUUGUGCAGGGGGACACAUGUGUGAGGGUUGUUGGUAGUGGCUGGUGUAUCCUGGUGCUCCUGUUCUGUUUGCUGCAAUCUCAUUUGAUGCUUCCCAACAUUUUCUAGCUGGGCUUUGCUGCUGGUGCCUUCUGUCUGUCCCCAGCCCGUCACCUCCCCUCACUCAGCAUGCCAGUGUGAUGCCCAGCACUCCCCAGCCUGGGCUCUUCCUUGGAAAUAUUGGCAAAAUUGGAAAGAAAAUUGCAGCUUCUCUAUUAAAUGGAGACCUUUAAUGCUGAAAGCUGCUGUUGGAUCCUGUCAGGGUUGCUGCUGUGGGGCUGAGCUCUGCAUUGCUUCUUCCAGUGCUAAAUCCUGCCUGGUUUUUGGUAUCUGCACCAGCUGUGAGCUCAGCAUGCCCUGAGGAGCCUGCUCCUGCACCUGGAGGGUGCCCUGAUCCUUCCCCCAGCCUGGGACAAGGGACUUGCUGCUUGUCAUGAAGAUUUAGGUACCCAGAGGUAGGGAGUGAAAAGUCUGAGAGCUUUUUCAUCUCAUUUCAUGCAGCAUUUCAGGGCUGCAGGGGAUUCUGCAGAUGGGAAAGGUUGUCCAGGUGGAACUGCUGCCUGUGGAAGGGACAAUCUAUGGAUACAAACUGAUCUCUCCUCCAGUUUGUGGAAAAAACUUUCCCUAAGACUGGACCAGGGAGUGGCCUUGGAGAAAAGACACAUCUCAGGAACGUGCCCUGCCCCAGGGAGAAAAGGGACCUCUGGUAAUCCCCAUCUCUGUGGGACUUCUGAAGUCUUAAGUCCUGGGUUGUGCUCUAAGGAGGCAAACAUGAUGUUAGUUAUUGUAUUUUUAAUCUGUGGCAAGAAUAAUUUGCUAACCCAGGCAUCUGGGGUUAUUUUAGUGAUGCCCAAGGCUGUUCUCAGCCUUAAUUAAUGCAACCAAGCAAAUGAUGAGUUACAAAUGAGCUCCAUAUGAUGUUCCUUUAGUGGUACCUAAAUCAUCACUUCAGUUUUGGAGAGGAAUGGAUGUUUUUUAUUAUUAUCUCAAAAUCUACUUUGAAAUAUUUGCCCUUUCAGCUAAAAUAAAUCCUUCUGGAGCUGUUCCCACAUGUCCAAGAACCACCUCCUCCAGCUCUGAGCUCGUGUCACACCUUGUUUCUUCAGCAAAUCUGCCAACAGGCUUUCCUUUAUCCCCCUAAAAAACACCCCUAUGGUGUCACAAACAGCAGCCUGAAAACCUGCAUGAAAUGAGAUGAAAAAAUGUGCCCUGGCAGCAGGAAAAACGCUCAGAUAGCAAAACCAGGCUCUUCUCACUCACUGCAAUGAAAUCCCUGCUUGUUUAUGUGCAUGUUAGAGCAGCUCAGGGCAACUGGUUCUGCUCUGAAGAGAGGAAGAGGCUGAAGAGAGGGGAUUUGUUUGAGAAUAAACAUCCCAGGCAAGGCAGCGCUUUCAGCUCUUGAGUAAAAUCAUUCUCUUCAGCUGGAUGGGUAAAUAUUUGUUUGUUCCUCUCUGAUAGAGGGGAUGGGGUUCAGUGUGGCUGUGCAGAGCAGGUGUGGCACACUCGUGCUCUGUGAUUUUCCCCUCCAAAUCCUCUCCUCUGCUGUUCCUGGAGCACUGGGAUGCUCUGGCCUGGGUUAGCUGGGUUUGGAAUCACCAGCAGGGCUCCUCUUUCCCCCAUCACCAUUGCAUCUGCUCAAGUUUUCCAGACUCUUCCAGAAUUAGGAUGAUUUUCUUGAAAGAAAUUUCUCAUUUGGGGGAGCAGCACAUAUCUGUGAUCUCCAGGAGAUGGAUUUCUUUGUCUCAUUGAAUUAAUGGCUCUUGGCCUUUGGUUCUGGGGUAGUGCUAAGUAAAAAUCCUGGUCAGGUCCCUCCUGUCCUGCCCUGGGGAAUGCACAGUCUGUGUCUUUAACC
Melospiza georgiana is the source of this 5344-nucleotide messenger RNA. RefSeq names its product calcium/calmodulin dependent protein kinase kinase 1 (gene CAMKK1). Gene Ontology annotation, molecular function: protein kinase activity; ATP binding. Lineage: Eukaryota; Metazoa; Chordata; Aves; Passeriformes; Passerellidae. Gene Ontology annotation, biological process: CAMKK-AMPK signaling cascade; activation of protein kinase activity; protein phosphorylation. The record is from RefSeq and is a predicted model, not a curated record. Bases 327 to 1925 code for a protein of 532 amino acids. The transcript has 16 exons.